Messenger RNA from Aphanomyces invadans, 969 nucleotides. RefSeq lists its product as hypothetical. Lineage: Eukaryota; Oomycota; Saprolegniomycetes; Saprolegniales; Verrucalvaceae. Gene Ontology annotation, cellular component: nucleus. The record is from RefSeq and is a predicted model, not a curated record. The coding region runs from base 1 to 969 and encodes 322 amino acids. The transcript has a single exon. Gene Ontology annotation, biological process: double-strand break repair via nonhomologous end joining. Gene Ontology annotation, molecular function: DNA-directed DNA polymerase activity; DNA binding.
AUGAGCAACAAAGAAGCGAGGAACCCGAAAAAUGAACAGCUCGCCCAAGCGUUUGAGGACAUUGCCAGCUACGAAUUCAAGCAUGGCGGUCUCAACACGGGAGCUGGGGCGUCGUACUCGAAGAUUGCCCAGGCCAUCCGUGAAGUUGACGAAGAAAUCACGAGCGGUGAGAUGGCCAUGCAGUACCGGGACAUCGGCGCGAAGAGUGCCUCCAUGAUCGACGAGUACCUCGAGAAGGGCAAGAUUUCCAAACCGGCGACCAAGCACGUGCCGGGCCAAGAUGACAGGGACGAUGAUGAAGGGAAUGAGCCCAAGCACCACCACCAUUCAGGACACCACUCGAAGCACAAGGGGCAUGGCGACGAGGGUUCGCACCACAAGUCAUCGCAUCACGCGAAAGCUAAGAAUUACAAGAACCAAGCGCUAGCGGAUGCUUUCGAAGACUUGGCCCACUACGACCGCAAGAUUGGUGACUCGAACGCUGGGAUGUCUUACUCAAAGGUCGCCGAGGCGAUUCGGGACGCGGACAUAGAGGUUGAGAGUGGGGAUCACGCCAUGAAGCAUAUCCCAGGUGUUGGGAAGAAGAGCGCGGCUGCAAUCAACGAGUUUUUGGCGACAGGCAAGAUUGAAAUGAACGCCCCCAACAAGGAACCGGAUCAAGAGGAAGAGGGCCAAGGCGAUGAUGAGCGACAGGAUGUGGAUGAUACGUCGCGCUACAAGGGCCACAAGCACAUGCAUGCAACAAACCCGAAGAACCAAGACUUGGUCGAUGCAUUUGAAGAGUACGCCGACCGCGAAUUCGAGCGCAACACUGGCAAGGGUGCCGAGUACACGAAGAUUGCGCAAGCCAUUCGGUCUGCGGACGAGGAGAUAACCAGUGGGCAGGAGGCCAAGGAGGAUGUGUUCAACAUUGGCGACAAGAGCGCCGAAAAGAUCGACCAGUUCAUGGACACGGGCAAAAUCAAGUAG